Molecule: messenger RNA, 531 nt
Organism: Lampris incognitus (smalleye Pacific opah)
Lineage: Eukaryota; Metazoa; Chordata; Actinopteri; Lampriformes; Lampridae
Gene: lim2.2
Product: lens intrinsic membrane protein 2.2
Exons: 4
Coding region: 7-531 (174 amino acids)
Cellular component (GO): plasma membrane
Molecular function (GO): structural constituent of eye lens
Source: RefSeq, a predicted model, not a curated record
UCCUAAAUGCUGUACACUUUAGCUGGAGGGGGCACGCUCUGCGGCGUCGCUGCCCUUGUGCUCCUUAUCGUCUCCACUGCAACGGACUUCUGGAUGCAGUACCGUUACUCAGGCAGCUCAGCCAAUCAGGGGCUCUGGAGGUUCUGCAUCAAUCACAAGUGCCAUGCCCACACCAUCACUGUAGCCUUCUGGGAUGCCACGCGAGCCUUCAUGUUAUUGGCAGUGCUCAGCUGCUUUGCAGGCGUGGUGCUUGGCUUGAGUGCCUUUGCCAAUGGUACCAAGAACAGGAGGGUCCGCACUGGGGGCAUCGCCCUUGUCCUUUCAGGUUUCCUGGCUCUGCUAGCAUUGGCCAUUUACACCGGAGUGACAGUCACCUUCUUUGGGAAACGCUUUCUGGACUGGCGAUUUUCCUGGUCCUAUAUCAUAGGCUGGGUGGCCAUCAUCUUGGCCUUUGCUGCAGGUGUGUUUCAGCUCUGUGCUUACCAGAAGACUGUGACAGAACCUGCCCCUCCAAACAUCCCCGACAGCUGA